Molecule: messenger RNA, 5448 nt
Organism: Rhipicephalus microplus (southern cattle tick)
Lineage: Eukaryota; Metazoa; Arthropoda; Arachnida; Ixodida; Ixodidae
Cellular component (GO): trans-Golgi network
Source: RefSeq, a predicted model, not a curated record
UGCUGCAAGCCGAGAUCCGCGAUAGCGAGGUUUAUCUGCGAGAUUCUCCGCGAGUCCAUCAUUGUAACUUGUGAAAACUAUUUGUACGGCUUCUAGGCCUACGUAGGCGACGCCGAAACUCACUCCCACGGACUCGGGAGGGUCCAAUAUCGAAAGGCGCAGUAUGUCUGCCACUACGAACAGCGCAAGGUUUGAGGAUGAGAUGAACAACAUCCCGCUCGCCGACGAAGAUGCGCAAGAUGAAAGCGACACAUCUGUUUCAGCUGGCAGUGCAAUAGGAACUCAGAGCAUAGAGUCUAUCCCGUCCACGUACACCAAUGGAAGCAGCAGUCCAGCACUGACCUCACUGGAUCCUGACAUGAGCCCUGACGAAGCUGAAGAAAAAGCCAGGCUGAUUUCACAAGUACUCGAACUACAAAAUACACUUGAUGACCUCUCCCAGCGUGUGGAUAGCGUGAAGGAGGAGAACCUGAAGCUCAAGUCUGAGAACCAAGUGUUGGGGCAAUACAUUGAGAAUCUCAUGUCUGCCUCCAGCGUGUUCCAGUCCACUUCGCCAAAGACCAAGAAGAAGUGAACGUAGUUUUCAAAGGCUGGCUGCGUAUGCUUCAGAAGAGAAGCCACUGCUGCUGCUGCUUUAAGACACACGAAAGGGGAUACAACCAGCACACUCGAGAACCACUGCUACCUUUUGCAGCAUGGCCAUUAGAAGUAUGCUUUGGUGUUGACAUGUUGAGGCCCAGCUAUCUCUUGUCAUAACGCCAUCAAUUGCUAUGUCUUGCGAGUACAUAUUACAUCGGCAUUAACAUUUCAGCAGGGUGCAUAAUGGCACACAAAUAACUAUCAGAUUGAACUAAUGAAACAAAUAUUAAGCUGUUUGAUUAUCUCUUUGAAUCAGGUAUGAUGCAUUAAUUGACAGAAAAAUUUUCACAUUAUUUUUUAAGUAUGUUAUCUUGUCAACUGCACAUGAUGAAACUCCUAAUUGAAACGAAAAAAAAAAAGGGGGGUUUUGUCCUUGUCCAGUGGAUGCCAUGCUCUGUUGCUGAACAGCGGAAAUUCUAAAGCUAAACACAGCUAUGCAAAGUUGAAUGUCAGCUGCAUAUGCUAUUUGGCCGUAAAUAGUUUAAGAAUCUGCUGCUAGAUGCAAAUCCUUUGUCUUCUAAUCAGAGAAAACAUACACUUCAUUUGCAACAAAAUUUACGCAACAGUGGCACCAUCCGCUGCAACUCCUUUAGCUGCACUUGACAGGAUUUCAGGCAGUAUGCAUUUCUCAUUUUGUUGUAAAAACAAGCAAGGCUGGCUUUCUAAAUUUUUGUAAUAAAUGCUGACAUAGUUGGGAGUGUGAAGGUUCAGUGAAUAGCUUAGUUUUAAUUGUUCCUAAAGUUCCCUUCAUGCUUUUAAUAAGACAAACUUCAUUAUCUGCAUUGUUAUCACACAUAUUAUAAAGCUAUGAAACUAGGAUUUCAAAAAUGUUUGGUUCAGUCAUGACAUGGAAUGUACAUUGAUCACAAACUAUUUGGGAGAUAUUCUCUUUUAUACGUAUUUUAACUUCUGGCACUAUUCCAUUCAGUUUCAGAAACCACUAUUUGCCCACCUUCUAGUGUCUGGCAACUUUUGUGUGCAGCAAGAAAUGCUUUCUUUCAUUAGCUUUCCCUCUCUAAAAACUACUCCGCUGAAGUCGCCUAGUGGCUAAAGUACUCGGCUGCUGACCCAUAGGUCAGGGGAUCAAACCCCGGCUACGGCUGCUGCAUUUCGAUGGAAGCAAAGAUGCCGUAGGCCCGUGUGCUCUAAUUUGGGUGCACGUUAAAGAACUCUAGAUGGUCAAAAUUUCCAGAGCCCUUCACAACGGCGUCUCUCAGAAUCCUACGGUGGUUUUAGGAUGUUAAACCCCACAGAUCAAUCAAUCUCUAAAAAAUGUAACUUCUGUGGUUACAUGCACGAAAACCGAGAUACAGCCAUGAGGUGCAUCAUAGUGGGGAAUGCCAGAUUAUAAUCACGUAGUGUUCUGUUCACCUACGUCGCAGAUUUUUUUUUAAUGUUGCCUCCAUUGAAAUGGAGUGGCUAUAAUGAGUAGUCAAAAUGACACUCUCAAGCUUAUGAAAAAUCCUUGUAACACUGGCUGUUGCUUAAGCCAACAUUUCGAUGAGUGGACUUGUCUUCAAGGCUGCAUUUUGCAGCUGCUGUGGCUGGGAGUGUCAAAGGAGCUAAUGUUGAAGGCUGCAAUAUUGGUUCCAGCAACACCUCGGGCAUGUUUCAAGAAUAUUUAAUCGCUUGAAUAUUUAUUUAUUUUAAUAUCCUUAAGCUCAUCAGCACAACACCUUAGCUGCUGAGCUACCACAGCAGCUUCACGAAAUUCUGAAAAAAUUAACAUGAUUUGAAAUAGUUUCCAUGUUUGCUAACAUGUAUUCUGCAAUCUACACUGUGUUUCUAACACAUUUGGUAUUUUUGCAACUCUGAACUACUAAAGUGGGAAUAGAGAGUGUCUGACUGUCUUCUACCUUCAUCAUUGACUUAAUGUUGAAUAAGUGAUAUUGCUAGAUGUUUGCUUUACUGUCUAAACAUGCUCCAAAACCCAGUGUCUUAACUAUGCUUGAUAACAUCAGGAAAGAGUAAUUUGGUUUUACAUAUGUGCUAGCCACGUUGCAGAUGCAGAGAUACAAAAGUCACCUUCUAGUGAAAAACAAACUCAACCUAAAAGAGUCGGACUAUACCUAUAGUUUUUUAUUGUACUUCUUGUAGCAGCCUUUGUCCUAUGUGGGGCUACAGGGCUGUUUUGGCACUUUCAUCAUGACUCCUUGCAUGUAAGCUUGCCAAAAAGGUGAACUUGCUGCAGUCAUGACGUGAUAUGUCCCAUAACAUAAGAUGCAAACAUUGCCGUAAAAUGGGAGAAUCACUGAAUUUAGCAAACCUCUACUAAUUAAAAUGGAGGUGAAUUUUGGCCUGCUUUCUUAUGCCUGAGUUGACUCGCAAUCUUUCAUUUUAAUUGUUAAAAUCUUCUGAUUACGUUUUAUGUGCAUUUACAAUACCAUAAUCGAAGUGAAACCCCGACCUUCGUAAUUGAAGUGUGCAUAUUUUCAAGUUUAUAACAAUUCAAGCAAAAAGUAUUCAUUUCAAUAUUUGUUGAUUGUAAGCACUGCAUGAGUGACCAAAAAAGGUUGAAUAUAUGUAAGUGCCAAUGUAACAUAAGCUUCAACGCCUGUGUUCACUACUGCAUUACUUUAGUUGCCAUUAGAAUAAUGGGUCAUUUGUAAAUUCUUCUAAAUCUUAGUAUUGCUUUGUUUUGUAAAUGCCCUGCAGCUUUUUUUUCGUUUCUGGUGAUUGAUAUGUAUACAUAGCAUGUUAGUGUACAAACAUUUCUAUAAAGCCGUAAAGUGUGUCACAUUAGGCUACAACUGAGAAUUCCUUCAGGUUGCGCAGAUAAAUUUGUAUAGUCAUCAUUCCCGUGCCGGAUAAAGUGUCUUUGUUGUCCUGCAUUUGAACCCUGAGAGUUUGAACAUGGCGGCUUGUUUGAAAACAGUAAUCAUGAUCCAAACUGCUUGCUAUUGGUAAUACUUUGCACUCGGUCAUUCCGGGUGACAAACAGUAUGCAUGUUAACUGUUUCAUAGCAUUCUUGGCAGGAAAGGAGUGAGUGGACAAUUAUCAAAAUAAAGGCGAGCAGUAUGGAUACUGAUGGGGACUGUAUAAGCUAUGAAAGAUGAAAAUUCUAAUAAAACAGUGUCAAGGGCUCCGUGUAAUAAUAUUGCUGCUGUUCUCCGUGAGCAAAAAACGCCAAUGAAUGCAUAGAAGGCUUAGAUUUAAGCUAUAUUUCUCAGGAGAACUGCUGUAAUCAAAAGAAAGUAAAUGAGUUGAAAAUUGCGGUAAAUUUGCAUAAAUGUAAACUGCACGACAACUUCGUUGUUCAAGCUUAGUAAAGGUGGUUCUAGCAAGCAAGUGUGCGCUCCAGCACUGUAUGCCCUUGGGAUGAUGUGAUUACUGCUCCUAACUCCUGUCUAAUUUCACAGGAAAGGCUAUUCCCGCCCUCACGGCACAGUUGAGAUGUUGACCGAUAAGCAAAGCAUAGCUAGCAAAUGAGAAGACAAUGCAAGUUGGACUCAAUAACGCAUUCUUGUUGCACUUCAAGAAGCUCGAGCAUCCUCACACUAGAUUUUUAUUUUCUUUUUUUAAGAGUGCCCAGUGCUUGAUUUUUACUUAUGAAUUCUUAGUGUGUAACUCAAAUGAUUAUUGUGACUAGCGUGAACAUGCUUUCAAACACUUUAUGCCUAUAUAAGGAUAUCCUUGCUGAAGGGUUACUUCUGGUGUGCUAACACGCUUUGCUUGUAACUUGGACACUGCAGUAAUUUGCUUCCUCAUUCCCUGAUGAGUGUCGUUGCAUAACUAUAGGAAAUGUUGUUGAUCACGUUAGCAGAUAGAAUCAAGCCCGAGAGGGCUGGAAUGCAGGUUUCUUCAUUGCCCCAACAGAAUAUUGGUGUUCAAUGGAACAAAUGUUCUUGGUGACGUGUAGAGAUAGCUUGGUUGCAGAUGGUGAGAGGGUUCAACCUUUUUUGCUUUCACUCUCGGUAAAAAUGAAGUGAUGAUGUGUUUUGUUGAGAAGUGUAUGUACCGCCUUGCAGUGAAAUGUUAGCUGGGACGUUAUUUGCCGUGCCAGUAUUCAUGCUGGCAGUGACUUGGGAAGGAUGCAAUCCAUUUAAGCAAUGACAAUAUGGGACAGUUGAGAGUGUUGCUUCGGCAUUCUCGUGCUUAUCGGGCAUUGAACUGGACAACUGUGGCGCUAUAGCGUCUCUUAACAUUUGUAAGACAACUUUAUUUCUUCAGCAGUAACUGGCUUUAGACACACGUGUCAAAAAAAAAAAAGAAAAACUGGUUGUUGGCUUGUUCGGGGUGGCUAUAAGAGAGGUAGAGUUUCUCAUUUCUCUCCACGUGGUGUGCAUUUUUUGCUGAACUUUUGACAGCACACUAUCACAUGUGCAUGUUUACUGGUGAAUUGAGCAAACAAGCAUGCUAAAUUGAUAAAGAAGGAUGUGCAUGUAGUGAACACAGAUAUACCAUUUUCGGAAAGAGUAGCUGUGCUGUUGGGCUUCCUGUUCUCACAGCUUUCCAUUUUAGUUCGUUUCAACAGUACUAGAUGUUCAAUGGUCGGGUGUGGGCCUUCUUUUCUUUGCAGUUCCUUAACCGUGUCAAGACAGUAAACAGUCUGUUUUUUGAGCAGUUGUGAAAAUAUUGUAUCAAGUUUUGCUGCCUGUUGGCUCGGAUGUUUUUAUUGUUUUAUCAGGAGCCAUGCCAUGCUGCUUGUGUGCACGCUUAAUGCAGAAUACGCAUGCCAUGCCACUCCUGCUCCACCGGCACAAGCUGCGAUUUCUUUUUACAUUUUGAAACUUGAGUCUAGUCACAUGACAAUGAGAGCUUCAUUUUGCUGUCUGUGUGAUCUCAAUAAAGACCACUACAUGCUGCAA